UAUUGCCAGAACCCGCUGUUUUGAAGAACGCUAGAAAAAUAUAGGUGUAUUAUGUGGCUAUUUCUUUCCAGAAAAAAAGUGAAUCCUUCUUGUUAAGUAAUCAUUAUCAAGCAAAUACCAUGAGAAAACUGACAGCAGUGUUAUAUACAUACUGAAACUUAAAACUGGAAAUGACUAGAGCUGUGACAAUCAAACACUUGGGAGCGAGACUUUAAUAUCAAGUGAGAACAACAGUUUAACGGGCCGGCUUGCAGACAUGUAUGGCACCCAUCUCGUUAACGCUAAGCGAGUGCUGAACACCAAGCUAACCAAGUCUCAGCCCAACCCCCAGAACCUCACUCUUGCAGAACGAAUCCUCCUAAAACGCAGAGGUGGGGCGCCUCCGCCUCCCGAGAGGGACGCUGAUUCCGGAAGCGUUGAUAUAUCGCACAUAACAGACGACAAUCGCUCACCUACACCGGAACACACACAGGCAAACCGGAAGUCACCGGUGAAGAAGCAAGAAUCUAAGAAGAGCUUGUAUUCCACAUAUUCACAAGAACCCGGACCUUCAAACCGGAAGUCAGCAACACCGCCGUUACCGCCCAUUAAGACGGCCACUCCGCGACCCGAUUCCAAAAACCAAACACCUCCAAGAAGCAGAGUAGAUUCACGCCGUAGUAGAUCGGAGUCCAGAAAGACCACACCGGUCCUCCCUCCUAUUGAUUCAAGAAGCGAAUCCCGGAAGUACAGAGCUACGGCCCAGCCAUCGCGCGCAAGCGUCCGAAGUGAAGAGGGCGUACAACCGCCCGAGGACAAGCGUCAGUUUGAUCCAGACAUUGGCGUAGGACAGGAUGAUUCAAACAAUGAAGAUCGAAGGCAAAGAGUUAAUGAGCCUGAACAGAAUAAAGAAAAUGUUCAACCAAAAGAAGCCAUUGAGAGGAAAGAAGUUCCACAAAGGGAAGAACCAACGAAGGCCAAAUCUAAGACACCAGUACCUGAACAAAAGGACAAACCAAAGUCACCGGAACAACGAAAAGCGGACACACCAGUGCGAAAACAAGAUACACCGGUGAGAAAAUCACCGGAGCGUCGUAGAAGUCGGUCACCGGGAGUGACUCAGGUCGCUCCAGUAGUUGUUGCUGCAGCAGCAUCAUCACAAAGAGCGAGGUCAAGGACACGAAGUCGCUCUCGUUCAAGGUCACGCAGGAAGACACGAUCACGAAGUCGUUCAAGGUCGAAAUCUAGGUCUAGGUCGAGGUCACGUUCAAGGUCGAAGGCAAAGAAAAAAAGCACGAGGAACAGAUCAAAAUCACCAAAACGCUCGAAGCGCAAAAAGGAUCGGAAACGUAGCCGAUCGUCGUCAUACUCCUCCUAUAGUCGGUCGCCUAGGAGACGCAGACGCCACUCUGACUCCCCAAGGAGAAAUAAAAGUCGCGACCGUGGGCGAUCUCAAUCCCGAAGGGGUAGCUUUGAUUAUGACUUUGAAAGAGCUAAAUCGAUUGUGAGAGGCCUUUCUAGGAUGGACACCUUUAUGCGCCCAAAGCCAAGGUCUCCAUCAGUGGAGUAUGCUAUCGUCGGUGCAAACGGUGGAUACUGGCCGCAGGCGUUUCCACCUACGCCGAAAAAGAAGAAGAAAAUAAUCAUUGUCCAAAACGGUUUAUUGCCACCCGUUGCAAACAAGCGCCGGAGUGGAAACAGUUCAGAAUCAGACAUAAGUAUUGUUGUGCAAAGUCAGAGAGACAAGAAAAAUAAGAAGAAACGCGGUAAAAAGGGCAAAUCCAAGCGUUAUACUGAAUCUGAUGAGAGCAGUGACUCAGAUGAAGAUAGCUCGGGAAAACGAAAAGGAAAGAAAGGGAAGAAACACAAAAAUAAAAAGCAAGAUUCAGACGAAAGUGAUGAAUCUGACAGCGAAAACGAUGAAGAAUUAAACAAGAAACCUUCUAAGGAUAAGAAGAGAAAAAAGAAUAUCAGAUUUGAUUUGACAGGUGAAAAGACGAAACAGAAGACAAAUAAAACUCCCAGGGGCAAGCCGAAACCAGAAAAAGAAAAAGACGACGACGAAGAAGAAGAAAAAGAUGUCGAUGAUCUACAUAUUGAUCUUGAUCUUUCUGACGACAACCAAGAUGCUUUUGAACCAGAAAUACCAAGCGUUGCACCAACAGUCGCUAAAACUCCAAAACCGGUACAGUCAAAUGCCAGAAGCGACGUGCAAGCGCGGGCACCUUCAAAUAACAAACCGGCGAAUAACAAAAAUGCUCCGGCACCUAAUAAUAAUAAACAGAAGCCGAAUAACAACAACGACGAGGAAGAAAUGAAAAAGGCGCUCGAACAGCUGGAGAAAAGAGCAGAUUUUGAACUGGAGCAACUGAAAGGAGGUAAUCAAAGGAAACUACCACCUGAUGUAAACUUGAACAUGAAGAAGAAGAUAUUCAGUAAGGACUUUCAGAACAACAUUAAUAACUUCUUGGAGUCAUAAGAUUGUUGCUGGAUUUCAUUCCGGACGUUUGGUUGGAAUGUCAUAUGAGUGGUGGCUUCGAUUGUAAAACAUGGAUGCAAUAAUAAACUUUUUUUAUUUCAUUAUUAUUUUUGUAUAUAAUUUUCAAUGGCAUACAUCGAUAUAUGCUCUUUGUAGAAAACAAUAACCACGCUCCAAACGGAUUUUCGUGCGUUUUAAUGAGCACCAACUUCUCUAGUAAUAAUGUAAUACCAUUGAUUUUGUUUAUCCCCGUUGUUGUUGGUUUGGUGCAGUUGUUGUUUUGUUGUCUAUAAAAUUCUAGUAGGCG
Messenger RNA from Mya arenaria, 2765 nucleotides. RefSeq names its product serine/arginine repetitive matrix protein 1-like. NCBI's taxonomy places the organism in Eukaryota, Metazoa, Mollusca, Bivalvia, Myida, Myidae. The record is from RefSeq and is a predicted model, not a curated record. The transcript has 4 exons. The coding region runs from base 257 to 2458 and encodes 733 amino acids.